Messenger RNA from Arabis nemorensis, 312 nucleotides. Lineage: Eukaryota; Viridiplantae; Streptophyta; Magnoliopsida; Brassicales; Brassicaceae. The record is from the annotation of a GenBank genome assembly.
AUGCAAUUCUUUCAAGGUGAGGGCGGCCAAGGUGAAGAAAGGCCUGGAGGAAACUGUUUCUGGUAUCAAAGUGAAUUUUUUGAGCCAUUCAAGGAUAACAAGGUGGAACUACUUGUGCCGAAAUUAGUGUUUCUGGCCCUAAACCUUGGAGGGUUAGCUUUGGGUAUCUGGAAGCUCAACACUUUGGGACUUCUUCCAACACAUGCAUUAGAUUGGGGUUCAUCUCUUGCCCCUCCUCAGAAGAAGGAGCCAUUCAAAGAAUGCAAGAUCGUUGAAGGAGAUGCUGAGGAUCUCCCUUUCCCUACUGAUUAA